AUGGUGAACAUGGAGGACGAAUCCAACCACUCUGUCAAAGGAGACGAGAACGUGGAAGAGGAAGCACACGAGGAGCGUCAGGAAGAAAACGAAGAUAAGCAAAAGGAAACUGAAGAGAAUGGCAAUGAGGCAAAUGAAGAUAAGGAUAAGGACGAAAAGGAAGAAUCCAUUGAUGGGAAGAAGUUGCCACAGACCAGCUACGUUCGACUCCGAGGACUGCCGUAUUCUGCCAAGGAAAGCGACAUCCGUGAUUUCUUCGAAGGUAUCGAAGUUUCAAAUAUCACAAUGAGCAGCAGUCACAAUGGUCGACCUAGUGGAGAGUGCUAUUGCGAGUUACCCUCAAAGAAAGAUGCACUCAAAGCGUUGGAUCUACACAGGAAGGAAAUGGAGGGUAGAUAUAUCGAAGUAUUCACGGUGUCAAAGGAGGAGCUCAAUAAUCUGAAGCGCAUUGGAAUUGUACCUGACGACGGUACAGUUAUCCGACUACGUGGUCUGCCAUUUUCCGCGACCGCUCAGGAUGUAAAGGACUUCUUCAAAGGGCUUACCUGUGAAGAGGUGGUAUUCGGGCGUACGGGAGGGCGACCUAGCGGGGAAGGCUUCGUACGACUUGCGUCCAGGGAAGAAGCCGUCAAAGCGCUCGAUUUCAACAAGCAACAUAUGGGAAGCAGGUAUGUCGAAGUUUUCCGGACCACAGUGGAUGACAUGGAGCGUAAUCGGCCUCGUAAUUACGACACUGGUAUAAGGCCUCUGUUUGACAGGGAUUAUAUGGGACGCUCUCCUCGCAGCAUGAGAGGUCUGCGUUCAGCACCAUACGACAUUCCACGUGGUGGAUACGGAAGAUACGAUGAUUAUGACGAUUUUGUCCCACCAACAAAAAUUUUCAUGCGUGGACUUCCAUACGAUGCUGAUGCUUUCAUGAUUGAGGAGUUCUUUGCCCCUUUGCGAUGCGUUGAAAUCAGUCUGGGAUUCAACGAGGACCGCCGCCCCUCAGGAGAUGCUGUGGUGGAGUUUGGUACGACUGCUGAAGCGCAUGAAGCUUUCUCAAGGAAUAAAGCUAUGAUGGGGAAAAGAUACGUAGAAUUAUUCGGUUCAAACGAUAUGCCACACACCAUGAGAAGGUUGACGUGGCGCGUAGUUGGUGGACAGCCUGCUCCUAGGCCGUUGGCUAUGGUGGCCCCGAGAGAUUACGAUUUCGGAGGAUACGGUGGUGCGUUCAUUUUCGUCUACGACAAUUUGGAUCUUGGCGGAUACGGUGGCGGCUACGGUGGUAUGCGCGGUGGAGGUGGAUAUGGCCGUGGCUACGAUUCAGGACCUGGCCCUUUCCGUGGAUACGGAAGCGGCAGCGUGGGAGGUGGCUCGAGGUCGCGAGAUAGGCGUUGGUAA
Cooperia oncophora is the source of this 1383-nucleotide messenger RNA. NCBI's taxonomy places the organism in Eukaryota, Metazoa, Nematoda, Chromadorea, Rhabditida, Trichostrongylidae. The record is from the annotation of a GenBank genome assembly.